GACUAAAGCAGCGCAGCAUCAGUGAAGGCGGUAUCUGGACUCUCUCCCUCUCGUCUUCUUCGUUCCUCUUCAUCUCUACACCCGUUCUCUAUCAUCUACUGAACAAGAUAGAACGGCGGCUUUUUCCCUCUGCUCCGGCCAUGCGAUCCUUCUGCGGGCUUUCUCUGCUUCGAUGGCCAUCCAGCUUCACCGCCGCCCCGCUUCCUCUUCACCUAUUCCUCCCAGUCCCUUCGUUCCUCUUCAUCCCAACCUAAAUCCAUCCUCGAGGUUUUUGUUUUUCGUUCAACUAUGAAGAGCACCAGUCCUCCAUCUUCGCCGAAAUCCAUCGCGGCCGUCUUAUCCGUGGACCUGCUGGUCCAGAUCCUGAACCACAUCGCCGGGUCUGGCGACCGGAAAUCGUUUCGCCUCGUUUGCCGUGCCUUUCUCCUUGCUGAGUCGUCUCACCGCCGCUCUCUCCGUCCGCUCCGCAUUGAAUCUCUACCCGCGCUUCUCGGCCGCCGCUAUCCAUCUAUUGAGUCCCUGGACCUGUCCGUUUGCCCUUCCCUCGACGACGUUUCACUCGCUGCUGCGAUCGCUGACAGAAGCUACUGGCAGAAACUACGCCGGGUGGUGCUCGCUAGGGCUAGUGGGGUUGGCUGGAAAGGAAUCGAGGCUCUGGUUGCGGCGUGCCCUUCAAUUCAGGCCAUCGACCUUUCGCAUUGCUGCAGGGUUAGUGAUCGAGAGGCGGCGGCGCUUGCUAAGGCGAGGGAGCUUAGGGAGCUGAGGAUAGAUAAGUGCCUUGGCGUGACGGAUGUCGGACUUGCCAUGGUUGCUGUCGGGUGCGGGAAGCUCGAGAGAUUGGGGAUUAAGUGGUGCAUGGAGAUAUCUGAUAUCGGUAUCGAUUUGCUCGUCAAGAAGUGCCGUAAUUUGAGGGUGCUCGACCUGUCUUAUCUCAAGGUGACUAAAAACUCUCUUCGCUCGAUUUCCUCUCUUGAGAAAUUUGAAGCUCUGACUCUUGUUGGAUGCCGGUUCAUCGAUGAUGAAGGCUUGGCUUUUCUCAACAAUGGUAGAAAUUCAUUGCAGCGUAUUGACAUUUCACGGUGCGAUAAUGUGACAUGGUUGGGCAUAGCUUCUGUAAUUGAAGGGCACAGAAAUCUCCAGAUGAUUAAUAUGGGCGACUGUCGCACUGAAGUUGCCCCACCCUUUCUCUCGCAACUUAGUCUCAUUAAUACAACCUUGAACGUGCUGAAGCUUGAUGGACUAGACGUCUCAGAUGCUAACCUUCAGAAAAUUGGAUCUAACUGCAAGAACUUGUUAGAGAUUGGGCUCAGCAAAUGCCGCGGUGUGACUGAUGAAGGCAUCAGUGAGCUUGCAUCAAAUUGUAUCGGCCUAAGAACCAUUGACCUGACUUGCUGUCAUCUUCUCACUGACAACGCUCUUGUUGCAAUUGCAAAUCACUGUAACGACCUUACUUGUCUUAGAUUGGAAGCUUGCUCACUGAUAACAGAAAAUGGAUUUGUCCAAAUUGCUACUGGUUGCUCUCAAUUGCAAGUGAUAGAUCUUACUGAUUGCAACAUUAAUGACACAGCACUGCAGCACUUGACUAAAUGUUCAGAGCUCAAGGUUUUAAAAUUAGGUUUUUGUGCAAAGGUCACCAGCAAAGGCCUGGCUUGCAUCGGAUCUAACUGCAAGAAUUUAGAAGAACUUGAUCUUUAUCGAUGUGUGGAAAUUGAUGAUUCUGGAUUGUCUUUCUUAGCUGAUGGUUGUAAGAAGUUAAAGAAGCUAAACCUUUGCUAUUGCAUCCAAAUCACCAAUCAAGGACUUGAGCAUCUUAGCCACUUUGAAGGUCUAUCAGAUCUCGAGCUGAGGGGGCUUGUUAAUGUUACUGCUGCAGGGAUUACUUCUAUAGCCUUUGGUUGCAAAAGCUUAGUUGAACUGGACUUGAAGGGCUGCUCCUCAGUCGAUGAUGCUGCCUUGUUUGCUCUUUCUCGAUAUUCCCAAAAUCUUCGGCAGCUUAAUAUAUCCAACUGCCCUGUCUCUAGCCUGGGCCUUUGCAAGUUGCUUGGCAGCUUAAGGUGUUUACAAGAUGUGAAGUUGGUGCAGCUCAGCGGAGUCAGCGUUGAGGGCUUCGAGUUUGCGUUGAGAGCUUCGCGGUGCAAACUGAAGAAGUUGAAAUUAGUUAGUGCUUUGAGAAAGCUGCUGUCUCCCGGACUGCUACAGAUGCUUCAAGCUAGAGGUUGCAGGAUUCGCUGGGUGGACAAGCCCUUGCUCUUCAACUCCUUCCCAAUUGCAUGAAAUGUGAGUUCUUGCUGCUUAUUUUAACACUUUAUGCUUUGUUUCAAGUGUUCUUAGGUGCGCUAUCGCUGAAUUCUUAUUUAUGUAUUACGUAUAUAACAUCUAAAGUUGUGAUUUUGUUGAUGGAAAGUCCACAUUACUAAUGGAACAAA
Dendrobium catenatum is the source of this 2426-nucleotide messenger RNA. RefSeq names its product F-box/LRR-repeat protein 3. Bases 289 to 2274 code for a protein of 661 amino acids. Gene Ontology annotation, cellular component: SCF ubiquitin ligase complex. Gene Ontology annotation, biological process: SCF-dependent proteasomal ubiquitin-dependent protein catabolic process. Lineage: Eukaryota; Viridiplantae; Streptophyta; Magnoliopsida; Asparagales; Orchidaceae. Gene Ontology annotation, molecular function: protein binding. The transcript is spliced from 7 exons. The record is from RefSeq and is a predicted model, not a curated record.